UUGUUUGUUUGAUUUUCUCAAGAAAGAAAGCGUCAACAAAUGACACGGAAUCAGACAAGAAGCGGCUGAUUGCUUCCAUAAUUGUAACUUUUUCAAAACGGCGUUCAACGAUGUUCGACAAAACCAUAAAGGACUUCCGCAUUAAUUUCAACGCUUUGAACGAAAAGAACACUUUUUCCAGCGGAGACCUGGUGACGGGACAGAUUUCCUUCGAGCUCUCCAAGGCGACAAAGAUUAGAUCAAUCACGAUGUGUCUGACGGGAAAGGUAGACGUCCACUGGUCCUCAGGAGGAGGCAAACAUAAAAGAACGUACCACGCCAAAAUGGACUUCUUUCAUCUCAAAAGCAUGAUUUUGCAAGAAGGAGCGGUUGGGGGCCCCGCCCAACUUCCUCCUGGCAGGCAUGUGUAUCAAUAUACAUGUCAGAUCCCGCAAGGAGACUUCCCAUCCAGUUUCCGCGGGCGUCAUGGACAAACAUGCUACAAGCUAACAGUGGGCAUUGACAGGCCGUGGCAUAUGUCAAAGGAUUUUGUGACGGAGUUGAACUUUGUGCACCACGUCGAUUCCAACCAGCCAGAGCUAAUGGCUCCCCUCUCAGGCUCCAACAGCAUGAGCGUGUGCUCCCUGAGUUGUGCCUCAGGUUCCAUCGAAAUGACGGCCAGCGUGGAAAAGAAAGGCUUCAUGCGAGGUGAAACGAUCAAGAUCAUUUGUUACUUCAGCAACGCUUCAUCUCGUACAGUGACUCCCAAGGCCAAGCUGAUGCAGAAGCAGCAAUACAACAUGCCUAAAAGGGUCCAAAGACGCUUAUUAGUGAAAAACCUGGACUCUGUGACCGGGCUGCCCAUCAGCGCUCACACCUCAGACGCACACACUGAGAUGAUGCUCACCAUUCCCGCUGAAUCGUCACUCACCAUCUCCAACUGCAGCCUCCUGCGGGUUGAAUACGAGAUCGAGCUGAGCCUCUGCCUAAGAGCCUCCUCGGACCUCACCCUGCUGUUUCCCAUAGUCCUUUGUGACAUCCCUUUACAUCCGCAUUAUUUAGACUAACAUUUCAAAAGUACCUUAUAUGAAGAUGCAAUACUUUUGAUUUUACAGUACUGUGAUCUCGCUCUUGGAUUGGGAGUGCCUUUUGACCUCCACGCUCUUCACCCAGUCUGAUCACCUUUUCUACUGGGUUAAAGUUACAAACUAUGCAAAGUUAGUAUUGAACAAACAUUGCUUCGUCACUGCCUCAAGGGUAUGUUUUGCCAUUAUUUUGAAUGUAUUCCACUUUUAACAAUAUAUUUGCACUGCCAAAACUUUCAAUGCACUUGUGCUUGAUCUGUGCUUCAUCAGGUAGUUUCAAUUCAAGUGAUACAAAUGCUUGCUUUGCUUCUUUCUUGCAGCAUUGUGUUCCAUGUUAGUAACUGGAGGAACUCAAAUAUUGGCUGUUUGAUAUACAGUAUAAUGGAGGAGCUGCAGUCUUUGAACAUUUAGAAUUAAUGGACAAAUACUAACCAUCUUCAGCCUUAAUAUGGAUCCUUUUUCUUGAACCUGAUGCAUUGUUAUUUAGCUGGCACUUUUACAUGUUUACUCUAAAUAGCGUUGCAUACAUAUUAAUAUGUAAAUAAGUACUUUCAUAUUUUUUUAUUCUAUACGGUUGUGCACAUAUCACUGCUGCUGCUGUUUUUUUUUUUUUUUUUUUUAUGAAAUGUUUUGCUUAUGUAGCUUUUAGAAUCAAAAUGCCUUCAAUAGAACUUGGUCCUUGAUGCACAGCAGGAAUUUUGUACUUUACAAUAUUAAAAAAAAAAAAAUUGUUACCGCCA
This is a messenger RNA of Phycodurus eques (leafy seadragon), 1804 nucleotides long. RefSeq names its product arrestin domain-containing protein 3-like. Gene Ontology annotation, cellular component: plasma membrane; cytoplasm. The transcript has 6 exons. NCBI's taxonomy places the organism in Eukaryota, Metazoa, Chordata, Actinopteri, Syngnathiformes, Syngnathidae. Bases 111 to 1046 code for a protein of 311 amino acids. Gene Ontology annotation, biological process: protein transport. The record is from RefSeq and is a predicted model, not a curated record.